GCACAACAAACUGGUGCAUACAUGCGUCAAUGUUUGGCAGAUCCCCUGCGCUGCGAAGGCCAUCCAGCUCGGUCGAUGCCCUCGAGCUCAUCGUCUGACAGGUACAUCGCCUCCGAAAGAUCCGCCUGCACACCAAACUCCCGGCGUCGCAGCAUCGCCACCCAGCAGCCACGCAGCUGCCGCAGUUAUCAUCGCAGCGUCGCACCCAUGCGACAUUCUUUCGCCCUCUGCCUCGCUCUCCUGAUGAGUGGUGAGGUGCGGUGUGACAAGCAGGUUAAGGGCGCAGUGGUUGUGCAUCGGCACGGCGGCCGGCUGCCGCUGUACAAGACGGAUGUGGGCGAGGAGGGGCCGUCGGAUCUGACGAUGCUGGGAGAGGUGCAGCUCUACCAGCUCGGCGCUUUCCUGAGAAGGCGAUACGUCGAUGACUUCAAGAUACUCGACACGGUAAGUACGGGGAAUGCGAUGCAUAGAUCAGAUCAGCAGUGUGUGUGUGUGUGUGUGUGGUUCCUUUGUGCAGGAUUACUAUGCUCGUGAGUUGCGUGUCCGUUCGUCAGACUAUGACCGCACUCUUCGCAGCGCCGACGCGCUCCUCAACGGCCUCUACCCGCAGGAGCUCUCGACCAGGAACAUAUCGCUCCUCAACGGCACUCAGCUGCAAUACGUGUACGCCUCAGCAUCAAAGCAAUGGGGGAGCGAGCCAAGCCAAGCCAAGAUGUGUUGGGUGUUGUGUGUUGUGUGUCGUGUGUUGUGUGUGUGCAGGCACACGCACGUACCGAUUCACACGGUCCCCUCAUCGCAGGAUCCCCUUCUGCGCGGCUGGACCCUCUGCCCCACACACGUGGAGGCGCUCAGGAAAUUCUACGGAUCGCAGGAAUUCCAGGACAAAGUAGGUUACGGCGGUUGUCUGCACAUAUGGGUCGACGGGCAGCAGGGCCAUAUGUGGCCGACCUGACCUUGUGCGGUUUGCCUUGGUGUGGUGUGUGAGCAGGAGUUUUUCACGGGCGACCUGCGCAGGCGCGUGACGGAGAGGCAGGGUCUCCCGCAGGAUGUGGCGGACCUCAGCAACUGGUACAACGUGUACGAUGAUGUCGUGUACACACACACAUACGCCGACGACCAUCACCCGGCGCGCGUCGGCAGAUUCGACCGACUCAACGGUGCGUACGCCAACACACAAAUGCUCACAGAGACCACCCGAACGCAUCCCUGUCUGUCUGUCUGUGUGUGUUGUGUGUGUGUGUGUUCAUUCCAGCGACUGAUUUGAAGCAGGUGUGGCGUCUGGCCAAUUGGCUGGAGCUGCACAAGUACGACCGCGACCGUGUGGGGGCGUUCGGCGGGGGGCUGCUGGCCGAGGACCUCACACAGAUCCUCAUCGGCAACACACAAGGUAGGCAGGCCAUGCAAUCAUGCCCCAUCCAUCCAUCUCUCUGUCCAUCUUUCUGUUGCGCCAUUCGCGCGUGCAGGCGACGUUUCGGUGCCUCGUGUCCAGAUCUACUCGGGUACACACGCACACACGUCGCUGCUUCUGACCCAUGUGUGUGUGUGUGUGUGAUUGGUGAUCCAUCGAUCAGCCCACUACGGCACGAUGCUGUCUUUGGCGUCUGCGUUGGGUUUGGAGGUGAGUGAGGUGCCGCCGUACGGCUCGGCCUUCCUAUUCGAGAUCGUCGAGAUUACCAACGAGUGAGUGGGGCGGUCACUGGGGGGUGAGGAAAAUCCUCACACAUCUGUCCAUCCGUUCCCCUGUGUGUGUGUGUUCGUAGCGAUGCGGUCGUGAGUGGGAGACGGUGGGAGGUCAAUACCACCUACGUCAGAAGAAACUACGGUCAGCAAAGCGCGAAACACGAUAACCAUGACACCAUCUAUCUCAUUGUCCCCUCUCUGACCAGACCCAUCGUCAGGUUUCGGCACCCAGGAGGAAGUGCUGCCGCUGCCCUUCACCCCCGGCACCCCCUCCAGCCCACACCCUUGCUACACGGACGAGUCAGGCGCCUCGGUGUCAGCGAGCGUGUGUCCUCUUGCCGACUGGCAGAGGGCCGUGGACCUCUCGGCGCCGGUCAAGACAGAAGACGACUGGUGCAAGGCGUGUCGAUCGCCGGAUGUGGAGGAGGCCGACGUCAGCGCCGUGUGCAUGAUGCGGGCCACCGGGGAGAGCAGUGUAGGUAAGUCAGCAUCAUAUCCUGCCAUGGACAGAGAGAGAGAGAGGGAAGGAGGGGCACACUCGUGUGUGUGUGUGUGUGUCUGUGUGUGUGCAGAGGCGCGAAGUGCUUUGUUGAAUUGGGAUGGUGAUGGCGAGGCGCCUGGCGUCCAACAGUCCGAUGACACCAGCGUCGAUUUUGGCAUGGACGACGGAUGGGUCUUCGUACUUGGACGUAACCACACACACACACAGGGCAAGGCAACCACCCUUCCGUCAUGUCCAUCUGCUGGUGUGUGUGUGUGUGUGUCAUUAUCUUGCAGUGGCGUCAGGGUUGGUAGUGACAGCUUUGGUGUGCGUGUCGAUGUGGCUGCUGUGCUACCGCAAGACGGCCCGGCGGUGGGGCUACUGCAUACUCGGAGGCACCGACGCCCAGGAACUGACAGUCGGACAACCAUGACACGACACGCAGGCAGUGCGCACCCAUCCAGCCAUCGUGGGGUGGGGUGUGGGGAGCGUGAGAGUUUAUAGAUCUGAGUGAGUGAGUGUACGGCAGUGAGCGGUAGUGAGUGUUGUUGGGGAUUGCGGUCGACAUGUGCUGCAAAGCAUUUAGGAGCUGCGCGCGCGUGUGUGUGUGUGGGCAUCUGUGCGUGUCUGUCUGAUUGUGUCACGAAUCGUGUGGCUUCUUACAUGAGGGGGUGCGCGUGAGUGGCUAGCGGCUCUGAUGCGGUGUUUUUUCUCGCUGCAGAGGCCCGUCCGUCAGCCGGCCUGUUCGCAUUUUCUCUCCACGCAUUGUUUUGAUGAUUGUUUCGUCCGAAGUCCGUAAGCCUGUGCUGACUGAGCGCUGGAGGAGACUUUUUUUAACAGGGGGAUUCACACGGAACGCGUCAAGGG
This is a messenger RNA of Vitrella brassicaformis, 3028 nucleotides long. NCBI's taxonomy places the organism in Eukaryota, Vitrellaceae. The record is from the annotation of a GenBank genome assembly.